CUCCCACCUUCCUACCUCUUCCUCCUCGACUUCUCUCUUCCUACCUACAUCUCAUCCCAUCUCUUGCAAUCUAGCCUCAGUAGCUAUUUACUAUCGUCGCAGCACUUCUCACUGUUCUUUCUCUGAGGGAGAAACAGUCUAUCCCCAGCUGUUGCUCUCUUCCUUUCGCCCUGUCUCGCCCUCUCUUUCCCAAGGCUCCAUGAAACAGUAAUCUCUAGCCUGUCGUCAAUCACACAGUGACAACCUUAUCUUAAACAAUGGAUCACGAAGCUUCCGGUGCCCAAGAGUGGCAGCUACCAGGCUACGGCCGAGGAAAGUCAACUGCAAUUGGAUCGUCGUCGAAACAGACAACGACCCAAACUCCAGAAUCCGCUUCCAAGAGUCCCAUAAACAGCCAGAAGCCUGCCGUCAGACAGCCCCAACGCCAUAUGUUGAGUCCUACCCCUGGAGCCAAAGGGCCAACCCAGAAUGGCCGUGGGUCGGGUCGAGGAGGCUUUCGAGGAAGGGGGCGUGGGAGCCUCAACACUGGUCGCGGCAAUUCUAGCGCCGCAGCAUCUCGCAAUUCCACCCAUCUCUUCAAAGAUUCUCUUGCGAAGGCCAAGCGGAGGGCUGGUCAGGAAGCUGACGGAUUCAUCAGGCUGCCCACUUCCUGGGGGACGAUCAAAGAUGAAUUUUGUGCUGCAGCAAAGAGCAAGCUCAUUUCAAGAAAGGCCGCUGCUCGUACUGGAAGGUACGAGGUUUUCGAAGACAUUGCCCAAAAGACAGGCGCCUUUGUGAACCCACCGUCGUCGCAUACCCAGCAGGAGCUCUACAUAUGGGGGGGCCCGACUCAGGUUGCGUCUGCAAAAGACAUACUGUAUAAGCUUGUUGCACAAUGCAACAGCGCCUGGUCUACGAAGAAGAACAAAAUUGAAUGGACCAAAAUUUACGCUCAUUCUAAUAUGAAAGAGGCAGAUAUGGACUUGAAGGAGAGACGGGAAACGAUACUACAGCAGCUAAGAAAAGUCCCGGAUUUGCCAUCGGCUUUCCCUGAACAGUUGCUCUUUCUGUGGCCAAAGGACGGACCGCCUCUCAACGAAUGCCUUGGAUCGCACCUCGAAGCUCUUGAUGUUAUCCGGGCAAAGUUUGGCUGUCACUUGUUCAUCCCGAAAGAGCUCCCCGAUUGUAUUUGUGCCCUUGGCCAGAACCAUGAUGUUAUGCGACAGAUCGCCCACCGUCUCCGCACCAAAUGGAGCGAGAUAAUAGUGAGCAGCAAUGUUAAAUCCAAGGUUCUCGUCGUUGAACCUCCUGGGCCGAGUUCCAUGGGAGGAGAGAUUGUGGUUAAGAAUAACAAUCAGUUUGCGAGAGCUUUCCUGCAUGGCGAUAGCAAAAAGGGGCUGGAUUUGGAGCAACGGGCUGACCGGGCUGCUUUGAUACAAUCGAAGAAUAACGACCGCAUUCUCAGUGCCAUCGAAAAGUCUCUACGCGGCGUUGCGUUUGUUCGUGGACAUCUUCGCAUGCGCGUCAAUAUCGGUUCGUUUGUGCUGGAUGAAUAUCGCCGUCCAAAGGACGACAAGCCGUCGUACGCAUUCGAAGAGUUCAGGGAGAUGUUGAUGCAUGAGCAGACAAAAGGCCGUUUGGUGCCCGGGCUGAGGACUAAUCAAGACGAGCUCCUCGCAAGCUGCUUCCAAGCCACUGCUCUCCUCGAGUCAUACGAAGGCACAACUCGUGCGCUGGAACGUGCGGAGCCUGCGUUUUCCGUCAACUUCGAAUUCCUGGGCUCCAACAAUGACCUCCUCCGGCUGGAAGCGGAAUUUGCUAGAUGUCCUGGCGCGCAAGAGUAUGAGGUAACUCAACGCCGAUGGCUCAGACCUCGCAGCGGUGGCCAGACAAUUGACAAAAGAUCGCCUCUCCAGAUCGCUGUUGUCGACUUUGAAAGCAGGUCCGACUGGCAGCUAGAGAUCAAAAGCCUGGAUUUUCAAGAAGCAUCCUUGAUCGAUUCUGCGUUGAGAUCAUUUUCUCACUCUAUCAAUUUUCGGCGUACUGAGAACAUGAACGACAUUUCGGCGGCACCACAGAGGAAGGUUAUAUUUCCCGCAACGGCUCCGGUGUCGAGAUUUGUGGAGAAAACGGCAAUUCGUUAUCGACUGAUGGGGACGAAGUAUACGUUUGAGAUUGCGAGAUACGACGAGUACAGUCGCAUUCUCGUUCCUGCGUUCCCGGGACAAAAUCCACCAACUCUGGUUGGUUCAAUUUCGGAAAAGCCAUCCACCUCCUGGGGCGCGUCCGUAUUCGAUCCCAAUUGGGACAAUCUGCUAGGUCAGCACGCGAAUCUGCCUGUUGGUCAUUCAGCUCGGUACAGUCCCAACUUGGAUACCUUUUUCCCACCCUACUUCGCACCCCAAGAGCAGUCGGGCUCAGGAGAAAAACAUACUGGUUUCUGGAACUUCGUCAGCUUGGUGCAGCAGGCCGCAGAGCUUCUUAGUCCGGCGCGGCCUUUGUCGCCGCCGGCACCCAAGGCGGGCACCAGUAAGACCUCGUCUAGCCCUAAAAAACCGGCAAGCCCUGGUGGAAAGAAAGGCAAGACUACUUCAAACAGUUCUUCACCCACUAUUGACGCAAAAGGUCUUACUGGAAUGAUUGAUACCGAUCUUGGUACUCUGUUCUGA
This is a messenger RNA of Aspergillus glaucus CBS 516.65, 2648 nucleotides long. RefSeq lists its product as uncharacterized. The coding region runs from base 258 to 2648 and encodes 796 amino acids. The record is from RefSeq and is a predicted model, not a curated record. The transcript has 9 exons. NCBI's taxonomy places the organism in Eukaryota, Fungi, Ascomycota, Eurotiomycetes, Eurotiales, Aspergillaceae.